Molecule: messenger RNA, 1891 nt
Organism: Solea solea (common sole)
Lineage: Eukaryota; Metazoa; Chordata; Actinopteri; Pleuronectiformes; Soleidae
Product: solute carrier family 22 member 2-like
Exons: 11
Coding region: 89-1768 (559 amino acids)
Biological process (GO): transmembrane transport
Cellular component (GO): membrane
Source: RefSeq, a predicted model, not a curated record
AUCAGACACGGACCGAGGCUGGAGACAGGACCUGGUCAGAGUUGUUCCUGACAGUUUUACAGACAAACGCUUUGAACUCCUCUGAACCAUGACGACAUUCGACGACAUCCUGGAAGAAGCCGGCAAGUUCGGCCGGUGUCAGAAGCGCCUCUUUGCCCUGUUUUGUCUGGUGUCCAUUCCUUUCUCAGGUGUGUACGUCGGCAUCGUCUUCCAGGGCUUCACGCCGAACCACUGGUGCCGGGACUCGGCGGUGGUGGAGCGGAGGGAAGCGUGCGGCUGGAGUCUGGCCAACACUCGCAGGCUCACGGUGCCUCUGGUGAACGGCUCUGUCGGGGAUCAGCACAGCAGCUGCAAGCGAUAUGAUGUGGACUGGAACAGCACAGCGCUAACAUGUGACACUCUGGAGCUGGACCUGAGCAGAACCCCCAGAACCACCUGCAAGGAAGGCUGGGAGUAUGACUAUGAGGGACGACAGUCCUUUGUUACGGAGUUUGACCUGGUGUGUUCAGAUGAAUGGUUGGUCGACAUGUACCAGGCCACUCUUAACGUGGGAUUCUUGAUCGGGAGCAUCGCUAUUGGUUACCUGGCCGACAGGUUUGGCAGGAAGAUGAGUUUCCUCAUGUCGAGCCUGUUGAACGCGAUCACAGGGAUCAUGGUGGCCGUCGCUCCCAACUACGUGUGUUUACUGGUUUUCAGAAUGCUUUACGGGUUCGGCGUGAAAUCGGGCUGGAUGGCCGGAUACGUGAUGUUGACAGAGGUCGUGGGAGUCGAGUACAGACGUACAGUGGGAGUCCUUUAUCAGAUGUUCUUCAGCAUCGGCAUCCUCCUCCUCCCUCUGCUCGCCUACUUCAUCACAGACUGGCGCUGGAUACAGGUUGCCAUCACUGCCCCCUACAUCGUCUUCCUGUUCUACUACUGGUUCAUCCCUGAAUCUCCCAGAUGGCUCCUGUCUCAAAACAAAAGGUCCCAAGCAGUGAAGAUCACAGAGGACAUGGCCAAAGAAAACAAGAGGACUCUGUCCAAAAACAUCGAGUAUCUGAGAGACGACAACGCUGUCUCCACCACGGCAUCCUUCAUGGACCUGAUCAGAACUCCAAACAUGAGAAAGCACACGUUAAUCCUCAGCUACAACUGGUUCACCAGCGCUGUGGUUUACCAGGGUUUGAUCAUGAGACUGGGCAUUCUGGGAGGAAACGUCUACAUCGACUUCCUCAUCUCUGGUCUGGUGGAGUUUCCUGCCGCCUUCCUCAUCCUCUUCACCAUCGAACGCAUCGGCCGGCGACUUCCCUUCGCCUCUGCCAACAUCAUUGCCGGCGCCUCCUGCUUCAUCACCGCCUUCCUUCCCGACAGUUUGCUCUGGUUAAAGACGGUGGUGGCGUGUAUCGGGCGUCUGGGAAUCACCAUGACCUUUGAGAUGGUGGUCUUCGUCAACACUGAGCUCUAUCCGACGUUUGUCAGGAACCUGGGCGUGUCUGUUUGUUCCACUCUGUGUGACGUUGGAGGAAUCGUGGCUCCAUUCCUGCUCUACAGACUCGCUGCCAUCUGGCUGGAGCUGCCGCUCAUCAUCUUCGGUUUUCUGGCGUUCCUGGCCGGAGGUUUGGUUCUGCUGCUUCCUGAAACCAGAGGCGUUCCGCUGCCCGAAACCAUCAACGACAUCGAGUUCCCCAACAAAGUGAAGGAGGCGGUCGCACUGAAGAACCAGCAGUUGACCAACUUGUUGCCAAACAACAAGAACGUGUCGACCAACAAAGACCUGACAUCUGUUUGAACCUCAGUCUGUGAACAAAGUAUUUAUUUAUUUGGUUGAAUCCGCUCUUUGUGUCUCGUUCAGGAUGACGAGUGAGUGAGUGAAUUUAUUGAAUUUGUGAAUUUUUAUUAAAACAAAAGUGAA